Molecule: messenger RNA, 975 nt
Organism: Suillus fuscotomentosus
Lineage: Eukaryota; Fungi; Basidiomycota; Agaricomycetes; Boletales; Suillaceae
Product: terpenoid synthase
Exons: 7
Coding region: 1-975 (324 amino acids)
Source: RefSeq, a predicted model, not a curated record
AUGUUUUACCUCCCAGACACCAUGGUCAACUGGCCCUGGCCUCGUGCCAUCAAUCCUCAUUUCGAGGAUGUGAAAACGGAAGUCGAUGCUGCGUUCCGUGAUUUCAGGGCUCUGGACCCCAAGUCACAGGAGGCAUUCGACAAGUGUGAUUUGGACCACCUUCGAAUCGGCUGUGAUUUGAUGAAUGUAUUUUUCAUAUUUGACGAGUACACCGACAAAGAAAAUGCGGCAGUCACCAAGGAAAUGAUGGACAUUGUACUCGAUGCCCUACACGAUCCUCAUAAGAUGCGACCAGAAGGUGAAUGUAUCCUGGGUGAAAUUGUGCGACAAUUUUGGGCUCGUGCAAUCCAGACCGCUAGCCAGUCUUUUCAGCGUCAUUUCCUUGACAGUUACACUGCAUACAUUCAUGCAGUAGUUGGCGAGGCUGAGGACCGUGACCAUAGUCAUUGCCGCAGUAUCGAUGACUAUCUCAAGCUCCGUCGGGAUACAUCUGGUGCUGCAGCUUCUCUCACAAUACAUGAAAUGAGUAUGGAGUUUCCUGACGAAGUGUUCUACCACCUUAUGAUCGUGGAACUGCGUCAAUGUGUUGUAGAGCUGAUUGUGGUCGACAACGACAUGGCCUCGUACAACAGAGAGCAAGCAACUGGGGACGAAAACCAUAAUUUGAUUACCGCUAUCAUGCUGGAACUUGGCCUCGACAGAAGCGGUGCGAUGGCUUGGGCAGCACGCUAUCAUACUCAAGUCGGGAAGCAGUUUAUGGACGGUCUUGCACAGUAUUUGGAUGGGAUGGCAGCUUGGGCUCGAGCAAACCAUUGCUGGAGUUAUGAAAGUCAAAGAUACUUUGGCACCGAGGGCACAAAUAUACAGCAAAGUAGGCUUGUACCGUUGUUACCAAAGAUCAAAUACGGCGACGCAUCCUCGAUGACGAAGAGUGUAGAAGACGCGGGUCUCGAGGAAAAAAACGUGCUCAAGUGA